Achroia grisella is the source of this 1180-nucleotide messenger RNA. RefSeq lists its product as uncharacterized. Lineage: Eukaryota; Metazoa; Arthropoda; Insecta; Lepidoptera; Pyralidae. The record is from RefSeq and is a predicted model, not a curated record. The transcript has 2 exons. The coding region runs from base 156 to 917 and encodes 253 amino acids.
UCCAUUGUCAUUUAUGGGAGUAAAUUCUAAUCUUUAAUUAUGUUUAUAUAAAUGCUUAUUCCUUGUUGUUAAAAUAUUAAUAACUCUAUUUCUUGAUUCGUUCUGUUUAUUUUAAGUAAAAAAGAACAUUAUAAUAUUGAAGAAUAAAUUGUACAAUGAGGUGGAGUGAAAAUGAGACAUACCACUUCGUUAAAAUAUAUUUAAGUCAUGAGUAUUUGUGGAACCCUGAUCAUCCCAGUUACAGAAUGAAGAAUAAAAGACAGAAGGCGUAUAAAGAUAUCAGUUCAGAAUUUAACGCCGUUACAGGUCUAGUACUUCAUGAAGUUGAAGUGAAGAUGAAGAUAAAAAAUCUUAGAUCCACUUACGUGCAAGAACUGGCAAAAAUAAAACAUCGGUCUUGUCCAGAUUCAGUAUACACGCCGGCUAUGAAAUGGUUUCCCGAUUGGCAUAAACACUUUAGUUCUAUGAGAAGAAGUAAAUACGAUGUCACACUUAAUGAUGAUGAUGAAGUACAAGAAGAUGACUUGUCACAAAAAGUAUGGGUGUCUACUGAUGAUAAUGAUGAUGAAACUGAUACAGACCCAUUCUUAUCACACAACAACGAUGAUUAUGUGAUCUUAUUAAAAUCUGAACCAAAGGAAGAUUCUCCAAAGAAUGAUACGGACAUUAUAAAUAAUGGUAAAAGUAAAAAUAGGAAGUAUCUCAGGUAUCCUAGUGUGGAGAAUUCAGAUAGGACCUGUAGAGGAAGUCUGGAUUCUAUCUCCGAAUCACACAUCAGAGAAGAUGAAUUUGAUAUUUAUGGAAAAUAUAUAGCUACACAAUUAAGAAAGAUGGAUUUACAAAAAGCAUUGAAGGUACAGUUGGAGAUACAGAAUAUUGUCAGUGAAGCCAGAUUGUCUAGUUUAGCCAAUGAUUAAAACAAUUAUACUAAUUCCGUUUUCUUAUUUAGCAAGUAAUGUGACUAUUUACAUUUAGAUAAUCACAGACAUCACAAAAUACGUGAUUCUUGUGAUACAUUUCAUCUUAACAAUGACUAAGAUGAAACCACCUACGGAAUCCACUUGUUUUUAAAUCAUCCACUAACCCAAUGAAAUGUAUGCACAAUAAAGUCAACUUUUAAAUGAGAAAAGUAUAGAAAACAGAAAUAACAUUUUUUUUAAAACAACAAGGAGUUGUAUAU